ACUUUUGCUUUUUCUUUAUCAUUUAUAAUCCUGCUUUUCUUUUCUUUUCUUUGCUUUGCUUUGCUUUCUUGGAUUCUUUUUUUCUUUUUUUCCUUUUUUCCUUUUUAUCUUUUAGCUUUCUCACAAGAAAACAAUAAUUAUUUGUAUAUGUAUUCCCUUCAUCUUCAUUUAAUUUAAGCUUCAACAAAUUGUUUUUCUCUGACUUAAUGCCAUCACCAUGAACCUUCACCCUUUCCUUCUCCUCUUGCUUUCUUCCCUAUCCAUAUGUAUCAACAUUAACUUCAACACUCUGCUGGUUCUAGCAGACCUGAACUCUGACACCCAAGCCCUUCUUCACUUUGCUUCUUCCACCCCCCACUCUCCAAGACUCAACUGGAAUCGUGCUUCUCCAGUUUGCACCUCCUGGUUUGGCAUUGCUUGCAAUCUCAAUGCAACGCGUGUUAUUGCCAUCCAUCUUCCAGCUCUUGCUCUUUCUGGCACCAUUCCACCCAACACCAUAUCCAAGCUUGAUGCUCUUAGGGUACUUAGCCUUCGAUCCAACAAUCUCAAUGGCCGACUUCCUCCCGAUGUCCUUUCUCUUCCUUCCCUCCAGUACUUAUACCUCCAACAUAAUAACUUCUCUGGCGCCCUUCCCACCUCUCUUUCUCCCCAACUCUAUGUACUUGACUUGUCCUACAACUCCUUCACAGGAACCAUUCCGCCAUCAAUUCAGAACCUAACACAACUUGCUGUUCUAAACCUCCAAAACAAUUCCAUAUCAGGACCCAUCCCCUCUCCUAACCUCCCAAGCCUCAAGGUUUUGAAUUUAAGCUACAACAAGUUGACUGGCUCUAUUCCACAUUCCCUCCAAAACUUCCCUUCUUCUUCAUUUGUUGGGAAUUCCUUACUAUGUGGCUCGCCUCUCAAACGUUGCUCCACAGACGCCUCUUCACCUUUUUCUUCACCUCAUCCUUCUCCUUCUCCUUCUCCAUCUAACUUUCCGUACCCAGUGGCAUCUCGAAAUCAAAACCUUGUUUCCAACAAAAGAUUAAGUCCACAUGCUGCAAUUGCCAUAUCGGUUGGUGCCUUGGCAUUUCUGUUACUACUAGUAGCGGUGAUCAUUAUGUGUGUGGUGAAGAAGAGAGGUAGUGAAGUCCGUGGCAUGUUUAAAGCAAAGCUCUCUGGAGCUGGGAAAGGUGAGCAGCCUAAAGACUUUGGAAGUGGAGUGCAAGAAGCUGAAAAGAACAAAUUGUUCUUCUUUGAAGGUGGCUCCUACAAUUUUGAUCUAGAGGAUUUAUUGAAGGCCUCGGCUGAAGUUCUUGGCAAGGGGGGUUAUGGAACAACAUAUAAAGCUGUAUUGGAGGAGGGGACAACUGUAGUAGUUAAACGGUUGAAGGAGGUUUGUGUCGGUAAAAAGGAAUUUGAACAGCAAAUGGAGAUUGUUGGGAGAGUGGGACGACACCCGAAUGUGACCUCACUAAAUGCUUAUUACUAUUCCAAGGAUGAGAAGCUUUUAGUCUGCAACUACAUGCCAACAGGCAGCUUGUUGUCACUCUUGCAUGGAAGUGGGAGUGCAGGGAGAAACCCACUGGACUGGAAUUCCAGAAUGAGAAUUGCCCUGGGAACUGCCAGAGGAAUUGCCCACAUUCAUAAUGAGGGUGGUGUCAAAUGCAUACAUGGCAACAUCAAGUCCUCCAAUGUCCUCCUCACCCAGGACCUUGAUGGCUGCGUCUCAGAUGUUGGUUUGGCUCCCUUGAUGAACAUCCCAGUAACAAUGUCUCGUACCGUAGGAUACCGUGCUCCAGAGGUGAUCCAAACGCGCAAAAUGACUCAAAAGUCUGAUGUAUACAGCUUUGGGGUGCUGCUCCUGGAGAUGCUGACAGGGAAAGCCCCCCUCCAGCCUUCCGGGCACGAUGAUGUGGUUGAUCUCCCAAGGUGGGUGCGCUCUGUUGUCAGGGAGGAAUGGACUGCGGAGGUAUUUGAUGUAGAGUUAUUUAAAUGCCAAAAUGUAGACGAGGAGAUGGUACAGAUGCUUCAAAUUGGACUGGCAUGCGUGGUCAAAACACCAGACAUGCGUCCUAAAAUGGAUGAAGUUGUUAGAAUGAUAGAGGAAAUUCGACAGCCUGAAUCAAGGAUCCGAACAUCCUCUGAGGCAGAACCAAUUGCCCAGAGUCCUCAGACCCCAUAAAUAUUGUUCAUUGCUUCAAAUUAAUAAUACUUGUUAAGGUUGUAGUAAUCACUUCUGUGAAGCUUUGAUCAUGUGAUGCAAUUGACAUAUAUUCUUGGUAGCUGGUAAUGCAAAAUUAAAGCUCAUUCUCAUGA
Messenger RNA from Rubroshorea leprosula, 2301 nucleotides. NCBI's taxonomy places the organism in Eukaryota, Viridiplantae, Streptophyta, Magnoliopsida, Malvales, Dipterocarpaceae. The record is from the annotation of a GenBank genome assembly.